Messenger RNA from Cimex lectularius (bed bug), 683 nucleotides. RefSeq lists its product as uncharacterized. The coding region runs from base 16 to 540 and encodes 174 amino acids. The record is from RefSeq and is a predicted model, not a curated record. The transcript is spliced from 4 exons. Lineage: Eukaryota; Metazoa; Arthropoda; Insecta; Hemiptera; Cimicidae.
AAUCUUUUUUCCCCCAUGAACAGAUCUGAAGUAAAAACACACAGGCACCACUGUCUGAGCCUCUGGCUGAAGUGGGGAGAUUGUAAUCGGUUCACUGACCUAAGGGGUAGGGGAUCUUGGAAAACUCCAGUCUCGCACUCCCUGCAAAGUGCAUUCAACAUGCUCACAAGACGGGUCGCAUCCUCCACCUUGGUCGUCUGCUUUCUCGUGUUCCUGGUGUGUGAGAGUUGCGAUCCAGAACAAAUAGUGAGAGGAUGCAUGAUCCAAGCUGGACACUGCUUCUGCGGCAAGGGAUGCAUGUCGGAAUUCCUUUAUAAAAACCGCAAUGAAUGCAAAAUGGCACUGAACGGAGACAGCAGGGAUGCGUGCAAACCGAACCCGUGCGAACACAAUGGAGCCUGCUUACAGACCACAAGGACAUUCACCAAUUACAAGUGUAGAUGCGAAGGCACUGGCUAUUACGGGCCGAAAUGCCAAUAUGCAUGUUCUAAGUUAAACGCACGGGCAAAAUCUAUUCCCUAUGAGUGCAUAGAGAUCUGAGGAUUUUAUACCGAACCAAAAUUUACCAAAGAGUACAACCCUAACAAUUCAACUAUGGACUCCAAUGUGCCACCUAUAUUUUUACACUAAAUAUGACCAAUGUAUGUGUUAAGUAAAUAAUAUAAGAUUUUUUUUCCUUAAAA